Messenger RNA from Tetrapisispora phaffii CBS 4417, 1578 nucleotides. Its product is annotated as putative asparagine synthase. NCBI's taxonomy places the organism in Eukaryota, Fungi, Ascomycota, Saccharomycetes, Saccharomycetales, Saccharomycetaceae. The record is from RefSeq and is a predicted model, not a curated record. Gene Ontology annotation, molecular function: asparagine synthase (glutamine-hydrolyzing) activity. The transcript has a single exon. The coding region runs from base 1 to 1578 and encodes 525 amino acids.
AUGUGUGGUAUUUUGUUGCAUUAUAACCCCAUUAAUAAUGGAAGUCUUGAGGAUGAAAUAAUAGAGAUUCCUGAAGGAAGUGAUGAUUUGAAAAGCUGUAGUGAUAAGUCACCAAUUUUCAAUGAAAUAGUCCCUUAUAUAGCUAGGAGAGGUCCUAAUUAUCAGAUGUUUAGGGUUUUUAAGAGUGAGCAAAUUAGUUGGUAUUCCUCGAUUCUAUCGUUAAGAAAGCCAUUCACUAAACAGAGUAUUGAAGUUAACGAUAGGUACAUUUUGCAGUUCAAUGGUGAAUUAUAUAAUAAUGAAAUACAUGGUAUUAGCGACACUACUUAUUUUGUUAAUUGCUUGAAAACUGCUCUAGAUGAAAAGGAUAUAAUUAAUAUUCUUAGAACUUUAGAAGGCGAGUUUGCAUACACUAUCUUUGAUUCAAAGAAGAAACUAGUUUAUUUUGGUAGAGAUACAAUUGGCAAGAGGAGUUUAGGAUAUAAGUUAGACUAUGAAACUAAUGAAUUAUACAUUUCGAGCGCAACAGGAGAUGUAGAGGGAUUUAAAAAUUGUGUAGGAGGCAUCGUAUACAUUUACAAUAUCGAAAAGAAGCAAUUGGAUGAAGAAAAUAUGAUUAGGGAACCUUAUACUGUUAGUGCUGAAGUUGACGAAGGAGAAAGUAGAGCAAAUGAAUUAAUUGCAAAGUUAUAUGAUUCAUUGUAUGAAUCAGUUGAAAAGAGAGUUUUGUCAAUACAUCCUGCCCAUAUUGAAGCCUCACCAGUUGCAGUUCUAUUUUCUGGUGGUUUGGAUUGUUCUGUUAUCGUUGCAUUAAUAUGCGAGGUUAUGAAGUCUAAAUCAAAGUACUCCAACCACACUAUUGAAUUACUAAAUGUUGGUUUUGAGAAUCCCAGAGUGGGAUUACAGCCAAAAGAUGCCCCUGAUCGAAAAUUAGCAGUCAGUAGCACCGAAGUUUUGAAGGAAUUAUAUCCGGAAAUAGAUAUCAAAUUAGUUGAAGUAGAUGUUUCUUAUGAAGAAUAUGUAAAAUUGAAACCUUAUGUGAUAAAGUUAAUGUAUCCCAAGGUAACUGAAAUGGAUUUAUCUAUCGCUAUCGCAUUUUAUUUUGCAUCGAGAGGAGCUGGUUUUAUAACAAAUUAUGAGGAGCACACAAGAAUUCCGUAUAAAAGAAAAGGUAUUGUGUUAUUUAGUGGGUUAGGUGCGGAUGAAUUAUAUGGCGGAUAUCAUAAAUUUGCUAACAAGAGCAGAGAAGAACUUGUUGAAGAGUUAACUAAGCAGAUAAACAAUAUUCAUGACAGAAACUUAAACCGCGAUGAUAAAGUUAGUGCUGAUAAUGGAAUUGAGGUAAGAUAUCCAUUUUUAGAUGAAUAUGUAGUAAACUUCUCAACAAAAGAGAUACCAAUAAAUUAUAAAAUUAAUAAAAAAAUUCUUAGAGAUUUAGCCAAAGCAAAAUUACACUUAGAGGCAAUUUCUGAAGAACCUAAGAGAGCCAUUCAAUUUGGAGCCAAGAGUGCAAAAAUGACUAAAGAUGGUAACAAACAUGGCACUGAUAUUAUUAAACUUGAAGAAAUGUUAAAUUGA